UCUGGCAACCCUGGCCGGAAGAAGCAAUGUGGCAGUACCGACGAUUUGUUGGCGUACCUAGCAAAGUCCUAGCUAGCUCAUCAAGUAAACCACAUAAAGUCUAUAGAACAGUGAAUCAUGGAAACAUUAGCAAAUUCAUCCACGUUGUGUUUUGAUAAACACCAGUUUAUGAAGGAAGAUUUUGAUGUUGAUGAAUUCGUUGCUGAUUGUCGUCGUCGGGUACAACUAGAGCAACUUAGAGAAGAUCUUGAUGUCUACUUUCGGUCAUUAAAGAAUGCUAUGGUGGAAUUGAUAAACAAGGACUAUGCAGACUUUGUGAAUCUUUCUUCAAAUUUGGUUGGAAUGGACAAAGCAAUCAAUAGUCUAGCGAUACCUUUAGGGCAACUGCGGGAAGAAGUGUUGAGUGUUAAGUCAGUAAUGGAGGAUGCAGAGAAAGCUGUACAGCAGAAGUUAUUAGCAAGAGCUAAGAUCAGAGAAAAGAAGGCAUGUUUGCAGAGACUAAUCAACAUCAACAAAUCCGUUGAAAAAAUGGAAGUUAUUCUUGGCAUUCGUGGAUCUGCUGAAGGAAUUGAAAAUGAUGACGGAGAAAUCGAGUUGACUGGGCAGCAGAUUGAGAGAGUAGCUUCUGAAUUUAAUCAACUGCAGUACUAUGUAACGCAGAGUAAAGGCUUGCCUCUUGUUGAAAAGAUCAGACCAAGAAUUGCGGCUAUUACAGUCACAUUGCAACACAGUCUGGAGCGUAUGUUCAAAGAAAGUUUGGAGACAGGAAAUGUUGAUAUGCUACGGCAGUGUCUACGCACAUAUGGAACGAUUGAUAAGAUGCGUGAUGCAGAGGCACUAUUCCGCAAGGUGUCUGUAAGCCCAUAUAUGGCAGAGGUUAUUAGUGAACGAUUUAUACAGACAAACCCACAGGGACUGAAGGGCCUGUUCAGCAAAGUAAUGGAGUUCAUUCCUAAGAGCUGUGGUCUUAUACGAGAAGUCACAUCACCCUUGUUCAGUUCAGGAAGUGAAAAGGUAGUCGGCGGAUACAACUUCAUGGUGAAUGCUGUUUGGCCGGAAAUUGUUAGCAGCCUUGAAAAUCGUGUGGCAUCUAUCUUCGCUCCUGGCAAUCCUGAUGCCUUCCAUCAGAAAUACCUGAUAAGCAUGGAGUUUGUUGAUCAGUUUGAAAGAGAGUGUGGCUCUCAAACCAGCGUUAAGCAUCUACGAGCUCAUCCAAGCUACAACACAUUCAUGUCUAAAUGGAGUCUGCCUGUCUAUUUCCAAAUAAGAUUUCAAGAAAUUGCUGGUUCAGUUGAGAUGGCUCUGAUGGCCCCUUUCAAUGCAUCUACAGGUGAGUCAUGUUUCAAGCUUGCAGCAUUUGAUGCUAUUUGGCACGCUCUACAGUGUUGCUGGCAAGACCAGGUCUACCUAACCCCCUUAGCCCAUCGCUUCUGGAAGCUAACACUGCAGAUCAUUUUACGAUGUACUACUUGGAUUGCUGAGGUGCAUGAAAAUGAGGUAGCUGGCAAAACCUCAAAUAUCGAUGACCAACCACCAUCUAGUGAUGGUGACAAGACAACGGAAGAUAAAUCACCCCCGGUUACCAUGGCACAGAUAGUAUUCCUGAUUGGAGAUGUUGAUAAAUUGUAUCAGCAGCUGCCUUCAUUGCUCACAGACUAUAUUGAGCCAAGGUUAACGAGUAUUUGUAAAGACACUUCAUUUUUAACCGAAUCAUUUGAAGAGGCAAGGAGUAGACUAAUUGAGCGACAAGGAUCCUUCAAUGAGUUUAUUGUGAAAGAAGUUUGUGGGCUGUGUUCUGUACAUCUUAAGUCAGCCAAUGACAUCCCACGAUUGUACAGGAGGACCAAUAGGGAGGUUCCAUCCAAACCCUCUAGCUACAUACACAAUACUAUGAAACCACUCGAGCUAUUCAUACAGGAGCAUGGACAGGUUUUAGAGGCAUCCAGACAGCAACAACUGUUGGCAGGCAUAUUUACACAAAUUGUUCAAGAGUACAACACUGUGUCAUCAGAUCUGUUGACAUCUGUAAAGAAGAUGGAGGACAGUUUGAAGCGACUCAAGAUGAUGCGCAAGAGCGAUGUCGGACUUCCUCAGAGCAGCCAAGGGUUAAGUGACGAUGAUAAGAUAAGACUACAAUUGGCCAUUGAUGUCAGGAAAUUUGGCGAGCAGAUCUCAAGUCUUGGUGUUGAGAAACAACAGGUCAAAGGUUAUGAAGAUCUGAGUAGCCUUGUAGAAUCUUCUGUCAAGAAACCUGCUGAAGAACUGUAAACAUAAUUAAAUUAAGAUUCUUGUAAUCAAAGUUAUGUAAUUCAUAACCUGGAUUUAAAUAAAUUUAUUUAAUCAAUAUUAGUAUCCUUUUUUUAAUUAUUUUAGUUGCAUUUAAAUGUAAUCAUGGUCUUUACUUCAAGUAAUAAAUCAUUUUAUUUCCAUGUACAAUUUGUAUAUAAUUCACAUUAUAUAAGAAAAUGCUUCUAUUUAAGUAGAAGUCACCACAUUAUUCCUGUAUAUCAAUUUCAGAAAAAUAUACAUUAAUGUUAUAUUUUGAUUGACUAAAAAGGCAGAAUGUUAUAUAUUCAAUAUCAGGUUAUUAGUUUAAAUUAAAAAAAUUAAUUGACAGUAAUGUUAUAAUUUUAUUAUUCAAUAUUAACUGUAUGGACUCAACAAUUCUUAAUUAGGUAAGUCUGAAGUUGUUGAUCAUUGUUCAAUUACCACAAAAGCUUUAUGAUUUUUCUGGGUCGGAUCCAAAGAAAAAUGCAGGGAGGGCGUCAUACAACUGAUAUGCUAAGGAGGUAGAGCAUUGUUCAACUUUAAACACAUUAUACUAUUAACCCAGUUUGGGCUGAUUAUCAAACACUUCAUUUGGUAUAUUUAGAGGAAGACAUUUACUUUGUGGUUGCUGACUAAUAAUCUACUUUUUUUUUUGGUAAUAAAUUAUUUUUUGGCAAGUUGGUUUA
Messenger RNA from Anneissia japonica, 2954 nucleotides. RefSeq names its product conserved oligomeric Golgi complex subunit 2-like. Gene Ontology annotation, biological process: intra-Golgi vesicle-mediated transport; Golgi organization; protein transport. The coding region runs from base 118 to 2268 and encodes 716 amino acids. NCBI's taxonomy places the organism in Eukaryota, Metazoa, Echinodermata, Crinoidea, Comatulida, Comatulidae. Gene Ontology annotation, cellular component: membrane; COG complex. The record is from RefSeq and is a predicted model, not a curated record. The transcript is spliced from 18 exons.